Molecule: messenger RNA, 1322 nt
Organism: Vicia villosa (hairy vetch)
Lineage: Eukaryota; Viridiplantae; Streptophyta; Magnoliopsida; Fabales; Fabaceae
Product: TATA-box-binding protein-like
Exons: 10
Coding region: 377-1060 (227 amino acids)
Biological process (GO): DNA-templated transcription initiation
Molecular function (GO): RNA polymerase II general transcription initiation factor activity; DNA binding
Source: RefSeq, a predicted model, not a curated record
AACCUAGCUUUUUCUAAUGAAAAAAGAAAAGAAAAAUCACUUCUCACUCACCACCACCUUAGUUGUUAGUCCUCUUCCUUCUUUCACGCUGUUCCACCGCCGGCGUCGUGUCACCAUCACGCAUCUCUCACGCACUAGUUUGUCUUUGUCCUCACCGUCUCGCCUCCAUAUAUAGCUCGCCUCUGUCACGCCGUCGCUUGCCUCCGGCUCGUCUCGCCUCGCCUCUGUAUCCUCUCCGGUUCGAUUCAAACGUAUACACAAGUUUCCUCGCUCUUGCAUUCACAACCUCUUCUAAACCCUAGUUCUUACCUCUCGCCACCACAAGCUUUGUGACAGUGAGGUUUUGAAGCAUAGCAUACAAAAGAAGUAUCGUCAAAUGGCUGACCAAGGAUUGGAAGAGAACCAAUCUGUGAAUCCAGAAAAGCAUCCUUCUGGGAUUAUGCCUACCAUUAUAAAUGUUGUGUCAACUGUCAAUUUGGGUUGUAAGUUGGACCUUAAAUCCAUUAAGCUUCAAGCUCCUACUGCAGAGUACAAUCCCCAGCGUCAUCCUUCUGUGAGUAUGAGGAUCAAGGCACCAGAAUCAAAAGCACAAAUCAGUUCUUCUGGAAUUAUGGUCUGUACUGGAGCUAAGAGUGAGAGCCAGUCAAAAUUGGCGGCAAGUAAGUUUGUAGCAAUUAUUCGGAAGAUGGGCUUCCCAGCUAAAUUUAAGGAUUUUAAGAUUCAAGAAAUUGUUGGAUCAUGUGAUGUCAAGUUCCCCAUAAGGCUUGAGCGUCUUGCUAAUUCCCAUGUCUCUUGCACUAGUUAUAACCCAGAGUUAUUUCCAUGGCUAAUCUACCAAAUGAAGCAACCAAAUAUAGUCUUAUAUAUAUUUGAUUCUGGAAAAGUUUAUCUGAAAGGAACCAAGUUGAGAAGUGAGAUUUACACAGCCUUUGAGAAUAUAUAUCCCGUGCUUACUGGGUUCAGAAAAAACGAACAAUGCAGAUCAUCGUCAAGUUCAAGAGCGAGGUUUUCUGGCUGCAAAGGUUGUCUGUCGCACGGGCUUGAUCAAUCUGUACACUAAAAAUUAGAUGUGUGAAGAACCAUAUUGUUGACUGUUAUUUGUAUAAUCCCCUGCAAAUAGGAAAGCGAUUUUCUAGUUUUAUAAAGGUUUUAGAUUGGAAGGGAAAUAUGACUUAUUGGUUUUACUUUUUCUCUUGUAAAAAUUUAAGUUUAUUCCUUUGGGUAAUGUUAGGCUUGAAACAGCAGAUGAUGAUUUAGCAAUUAUCAAUGUUCAGUUGCCAAAUAGGAAUAUGAAAACCUAUAGUUUGUUGUUACCUGGUCGA